UGCACGAGUUAUUCAAAUAAAAUCAAAAUGACGACCAUUAGUGAGUGCAGUGGAGAUGACAUAUUAACAGUUGAAGAUUUAAAAUCGAUGGUACGCCAUAGUAUCAGAAAAAUAAUUUUCAAAGAAGAGUUAAUUACGUACAAAGUUAGUGUAAAAGAUCUUUCAACUAAUGGAGGAAAUUACUUUGGUUCAUUGCAAACGGUGACCGUAAAUGGUAAAACGAAAAAUGGCGAAGAAAAAGAACUAAACAUCUUUCUGAAAACUAUAAUUCAGGCAUCAAAAAACUUUCCAGUUUUCAGUGUGCCAAAAAUGUACCAGAGAGAAGGAUUUUUGUACAAAGAAAUAUUUAAAUAUUUUAAGACAGUUGAAGAUAAAUAUAAUAUACCACAGGAAGACAGACUGAGAACUGUAAAGGUAUUCAGCGAGACGAAUACCCAAGUAGCAACAGAUUAUCUUCAUAAGACAAUAGUCGCACUCAAGAAANUAGCUAUAGAGACUUUAGAAGAUGAAGCAAAAAUAAAAUUUGAUAAUUAUUAUCCCACAAUGAAAGAGAAAUUUUUAAAGAUGUACAGAAAUUCAUCUGAAGGGGCUAUUUGCCUAGUUCAUGGAGAUUAUCGACCUAACAAUAUAUUGGUGAAAGACGUUGACGGAGUGCCCUCUGCAGUAUUUCCUGUCGACUAUCAGCUCGCAAGUUUUGACAAUCCUAUAUUGGACUUUAUAUUUUUCAUAUUCUUAGGCACCGAUCAGAAAUUUCGUAAGCAGCACUUGGAACAUCUUAAAAAUGUGUACUACAGUAAUUUUGAGAGUUUUUUGAGCAAAUUUGGUGUUGUAGCUGCGAAGGUAUAUUCAAAGGAACAAUUUGAUGAGCAAUUCAAAGAUAAAUUGGAUUUAGGAUUGAUGUUUUUCUUAUGUUUCAUGCCUUUCAUUUUCGCCCGAACCGAUGCUGUCCCCGAGUUAGAUAAUGGACUCGAAUAUGUUGUGCCUUACAACUUGGAUGAGUGUUACAAGGACAGAUUGUACGGAAUCGUUGAUGAUUUGAUACAGUGGGGGUAUAUGUAAACCUUACUCUUUUAUCGGAUGAGUUGCAUAUUAUGCAUUUAAAUGUCUAGACGAAGAAAAGUGUUAUUAUUAUUAGAAAUAAAACAAACAUUUAAUUUUUAUUAUUGUUGUGAAUUUUGUAAAUAAAAUUGUAAGUGUAAAUGUAAUAGGUAGUGUAGCUGAUGAGAACUAGUUUUCGGCUGCUCUUUAAAAUAUUGUAAAUAAA
Ostrinia furnacalis (Asian corn borer) is the source of this 1264-nucleotide messenger RNA. RefSeq lists its product as uncharacterized. Lineage: Eukaryota; Metazoa; Arthropoda; Insecta; Lepidoptera; Crambidae. The record is from RefSeq and is a predicted model, not a curated record. The coding region runs from base 28 to 1059 and encodes 343 amino acids. The transcript is spliced from 3 exons.